UUGCGCGCACACGAACGCGGAAAAUCGUUGAUUUUACGAUCGGAUUCUACGGAUUCCACGGUGUGAUCUCUCCAGUGCUGAUACGUUUCAACAAUCAGAAUGUAUCGCAUACUACUUUUUCUCAUCUUCAUUUAUGGGAAUAUUCGUGGAAUGCAAUUCCAUACCAAAGAAGAUGUACCUCGUUUAUAUCAUCCGCGCUUCUUAAUGUAUGAGGAACCGUAUAACAUCGAGUUCAAGUACCACAAUUACGAACAGAUGAGCCGCUUUCUUCGCGCGACGUCCCUUCGAUUUCAAAAUCUCACUGCGCUAUAUUCAAUAGGAAAGUCGGUGAAAGGUCGAGAUUUAUGGGUAAUGGUCGUUUCAUCCUCACCUUACGAGCACAUGAUUGGAAAACCUGAUGUAAAAUAUAUCGCUAACAUACAUGGAAAUGAAGCUGUGGGACGCGAAUUAAUGCUACAUCUUAUUCACUUUCUCGUGACAUCGUACGGAUCAGACGCAUAUAUUACAUGGUUAUUGGACAAUACAAGAAUUCAUAUUUUGCCGUCAAUGAAUCCUGACGGUUUUGAAGUCUCUAAAGAGGGACGUUGUGAUGGUGGUCAAGGCAGGUAUAACGCGCGCGGCUUUGACCUAAACCGUAAUUUCCCGGACUAUUUUAAGCAAAACAAUAAAAAGAGCCAGCCGGAGACCGAAGCCGUUAAAGAAUGGGUCUCGAAGAUUCAGUUCGUGCUCUCGGGCAGUCUGCACGGUGGUGCGCUCGUGGCCAGUUAUCCCUUCGACAAUACCCCAAAUUCGCUGUUUCAGAGUUUCACGUCGACGCCGAGCGUCUCGCCGGAUGACGACGUAUUUCAACAUUUAUCGUUGACGUAUUCUCGAAAUCACGGAUCUAUGUAUCAGGGAUUACCCUGCUCUCCGUCUCAGCCCGCAUUUAAACGUGGAAUUACUAAUGGCGCCGAAUGGUAUCCGCUUACUGGUGGAAUGCAAGAUUUCAACUACGUGUGGAACGGCUGUAUGGAGAUCACCUUGGAACUUUCUUGCUGCAAAUAUCCACCAGCCGCGGAUCUACCACAUUACUGGGCGGAAAAUCGAGCGUCUUUAAUCAAAUUUCUGGCAGAGGCUCACAGAGGUGUUCAUGGUUUUGUUAUCGAUGAAAAUGGUAAUCCUAUCGAAAGGGCUUCCGUUAAAGUGAAAUCACGAGAUGUUAGUUUUUCAACAACGAAAUAUGGUGAAUUUUGGAGAAUUCUUUUGCCUGGUGUUUACAAGUUAGAGGUAUUUUCGAAUGGUUAUGUACCUCGUGAAGUUGAAUUUGUAGUAAUCGAACAACAUCCGACGCUUCUUAAUGUUACCCUUUAUUCGGUAAAAAGACAAUACGACGAUGAAAAUGGGUCUGUUUUAUAUAACGGAAACAUCGGUGGGAGACCUUAUCCACAUCGUGACCAUACGUUGCAUUAUCGACCCCAAUCAGGAAUUAAUACUGCGGCUGAUGCCAACAACGGUAUCUUCUCGUCUAUCAGUAACGGAUUUAAUAACUUUGUGACCAAUCUCUUUGGAUAAUCUUAUGAAACACAUAUACAAAUAACAUUAUUUAUUUAUUCUAUAUUAUUGUGUAAAGUAAAAUAAAAUGUUAAACUUAGUCUGUCAAUAUUUGAUAGAUAAUUGGUGCAAGAAACCAUAAUCCGAUUAAUCGGCAAAAUACUGCCAAACAAUACUGCAACUUAAGUUAUUUCAUAUUAAGUUUAAUAUUUCUACGCUAUAAAAUAUUUAUGUAUUCGCCAGAAAUGUUUAUUAAGAAAUGUACUUUUAUUCUAUUUAUAAAUAUAUAAACGCACAACUAUAUUUUUAUUUAAA
This is a messenger RNA of Atta colombica, 1845 nucleotides long. Its product is annotated as carboxypeptidase M-like. The record is from RefSeq and is a predicted model, not a curated record. Gene Ontology annotation, cellular component: cell surface. The coding region runs from base 100 to 1551 and encodes 483 amino acids. Gene Ontology annotation, biological process: proteolysis. NCBI's taxonomy places the organism in Eukaryota, Metazoa, Arthropoda, Insecta, Hymenoptera, Formicidae. Gene Ontology annotation, molecular function: metallocarboxypeptidase activity; zinc ion binding. The transcript has 9 exons.